GGUUUUUUUUUGUAUUUUUUUUCAACACUUUUUUGACCGGCCGGGACUGGCCCUGUUAAAGCGGUUGAAUCGGGCGAUUUACCGGUUAGGCCGGUUAAACCACUUCCAGGCCCAUGUCCGGUUAACCGUUCUGGUUCGAUUUUGUGAACACUGAUUCCAUGUGAAUUUUGAACUGUUAUCAAUGGAUAACACUUAAUAUGUAGCUCUUGGUUUUUUUAAGGAGUGGGACAGUCAGUGUAGUGAUAGAGACCUCUUGAAUGCAAGUCAAACCAACCAUAGUAAUAGCGACCUCUUGAUUGUAAAGUCAAACCAACUGUCUUUUAUUGCUAUUUUAGAUAAGAGGGCACUGCAAAAUGCUUGUACAUCACAUAAGUCUUAUAACUUAGAGAUUUGUCCCACAAAUAUGGGAAUGACUUCAUAAGAUUUCACUAUACGAUAAGCUAAAAACUUGGAUGACCAAGGCUAUCAUGGCUAAAGUGGAAAGAUUACCAAAAUUGGCUCAAGUGAUAUGACCAAUUCCUUUUUAAUUCAUCUCUGGAGUAGUUUCCUUGAUCUCAGAUCCUGAGUCACCAGACGAACAGAAACAUGGUUCAUGUAAUUUUAAGGAAUAUCAAGGGCUCUUGAAAGGGCGAUUUUCCCAGAGAAUGAGGAGUAAGAAUAUACUGAUCCAACUGGGGGACCAAGAAUAUACUGAUCCAACUGGGGGACCUGAUAGAGCUGUUCAUCAGUGAUAUGCACAGAAAUAUGGCAACUGACAGGAUAAUGACAACCAAAACAUAGACAAGUCACCAAUCUUUGAUAUUCAGUGCCAUUUCAAACAAGCAGUUAGAUGUUUUCAUAAAAGAGUUAUUUUUUGAGAAGUCUUGGAAGGGCUAGAACUAGUGAUUAAGUUUUCUAGGAUUGUCAAGUGAUUAAUUGAGGGGUCAAGUUCCUACUCAUCAAAAUGUGUCCACAAUGACAAGUAGUUCUCCCAGACAGAACUCCUCUUUGUCUUACCAAUUGUCUUGUUGUAAUUGCAUGUCUCAUGGCACAUGGCUAGAGUCCAUAAUUUUAACCACUAGACGUGUUGUGAAUCAGAUGUUUAGUAUCUGGCCAGCCAUUACAAACAAAUAAAGGGAAUAUUUUUGGGGAAUAUUUAACAAGAUGAGACUCAUUGGGUCAUGAGCAUCCUGGCUGGAGUCCACAGAUCUCUUUGCGUGGAUACUCUGUUUCCAGUAUUUGAUUUUCUUUUUUGGGUCUUUUCUUUUUCCUUUUCAGUUUCUAUUAUUCUUUGAUUCAUUCUUAUUCCCACUGGGGUGUUGGAUGUGGUAGUCUUUUAUUGAGUAAAAUACUUUGCAUAUUUACUGAAAAAUUAAGAAGCACAAACCAUCAUGAUAGGGGUGGGAAUUGGGUUAGGUCAACUCGAUGGAUCGACCCUACUAGGUCUGGGUAUGGACCCAGAUUAUGGACCCAACGGGUCCAGAUCUGGGUCCAGCUUAGAUCUUUUUGGGUCGUGUCCAGGUUGGGGUCACCUCAACCUGAUUCAACCCAGUAUAUAUUAGUAUAAUUGAAUUUUAGCAAUAUUCAGUAUAUAAUGUAAAAUAUACUAUAUAUAUAUUAUUUAUGUAUAGACCCAGCUGACUUGGACCCAACCCUGGUCCCGGUCGAACUUAUAACUAGUCAGGUCGGGGUCGAUGGGGACCUGACCGACCCAUUCCCACUCCUACAUCAUGAAGACUUGGCCAGGAUAAUUCAAUAAUAUGGCUCGCAAGAUACAAAACAAAUCCUCCUGAGAUCUGUACUACUGUAAUUGAGGUUAGUCAAAUAUGUAUUUGUCACAUGCAUGCAAAAUUUUAUUGAGAUCCACAGGUUGAGCAUUACUUCAAGAGAGUAUAUUUUUUUGUAUCUUAAAAAAAAAAGUUCAAAAUUAAGAAAUGGCUUUUGUAUUUUUCAUAGAGACCCACUGACGAAAUACAAGGAAGGGAUAAACAUUCAAAAAGAAAAAAAAACAAAGCAAAAAAAAAAAAAACAAGAGAGGGAUGCAUAUAAAAUCAGAUCAACAUUUAAAAGGUAUUUGUCUGAUCAAUAGAUGCUGCACAAGCAGUUUCUCCAAGAAAAGUUGUAGAUCUCUUCUUUUGUGGUUUUUUCUCUUUGCAUCUUCAAAUCAGAGGCCAAACAAGCGUGGAAAAAGGUCCUAAUAAAUUAUUAAUAACUUGGAGAACAAAAGCCUUUACCUGCCCUGUAAUAUGUUGUCAUGCCUUUCACAUGUCUGACAAACCGUUUCAUUUACAAUGCCAUGCAUAUUUAGAUCACAGUCUGCAUUUGGAGUUUUAUAAGUCAAUCCUCCAUCACUCAAACCUUGAUGGCCUUCAGAAGCUUUUGUCUAUGUUUUUUUGGUGCACAAUUUCAGUUCGGAACUUGCACUUGUAUUACAUAAACCAUAGUAUCUCUAAUCCAUUCAUGUCUUAGGGUAAAGUCUAAGAGAGUGUGCUUGUAUGAACCAAACCCUUCAUUUCCUGUUGUAAUGGUUCCACAUCCUUGUCAAAAUAAAGGUAUUUGGGUAUCCCACCAUUGUUUACGACUUGCUCUUUGGUGCAAAUGCCAUAGACUGAAUGCAUCGGUGUUUUGCUUAAUAGAGUAUUUGGAUAUGCAAUAUUUAUAGAGCCGCGUGGGGAUUGUCAAAGCACUCAUUUAGAGUGUUCCGUAAGAUAAGUAAUUGACAAACAGCAAAAACCAUCUUCACUUUUUGCUUUUAUGGUGCAAACCCCUUAUGGAUUUCCUUGAUGUCGUAGCAAAGCAAGUGGUGGCUACAAGUUAAGCACUUUGAAACGAGUUCAAGAUGAAAGGCACUUCAAAAAUUGUGCUUUAUGACCUAAUGCAAGAGACAUUUCUUUACAGCAAUGUCGAUAAUGGACGAUUUAUCAGAAGGAAUUGAGGCUUUAUCAUUUACUUCUGAGGAGCCAAACCAUAGGAACGACCAAAUUACUCCAGAAGACGCAGCCUGGGUAGAUUCCUGUCUUAUCAAAGAAUUGGGGUCCCAUCCUAUGUCUAUGAAUGGCACUUUAGAUGCACUGAACGAGAUGUUCUCCAAUAUACUCAACCCUGAUACUGUAUCAGAUUAUAUUGCUUCCUUCCCUUAUUUUGACAAUAGUGGAAAAAUCGAAGAAGAGUCCACCUCUGUGGUCCACAGUUUUCCUCAGAAUUUAUCCCCAUCCUCUGAGAACAUGGAAGAAUUUGGGGAUCUGGGUCUGGAAACAAUGGCAGGGGUGGAAGAUGGAGAGUCCCUUGAAGAUAUUUUUAAGGUGUGGGAUCUUAACACAGAGUGGGAGGAUGAUGACGUUGAACUUUUGAAACAAUUGACCGAAGCUCUUGUGGUAUCGAAGAGACACUCACCACCUGUUCUAAAUCGGAGACUGGAUUCUGGAGAAACAGAGGGGCUUAAGGACAUGGAACAAUCAUUUUUGGAUGAAGAAAGAAUUAAUGCUCUCACUGCUGGCUUGAAGAAUCUAUCAUUGACCCAAUUUUCUUUCGAUGACUUAAAGUAAGCUGCCCUUUAAUUUGUACAGUCUUUUGCUAGCAAGAAUGUAUAUCUUUUUAGUUUUGUAUUUGGAUAAAUUUACGAACUUCUCUUAUCUAUGCGCAUGGUUUGCCUGCUUGCAUUUCCCAGUCA
This is a messenger RNA of Amborella trichopoda, 3649 nucleotides long. Lineage: Eukaryota; Viridiplantae; Streptophyta; Magnoliopsida; Amborellales; Amborellaceae. The record is from RefSeq and is a predicted model, not a curated record.